AUUGCCACAGCUGCAGCAUACAAGUUCCUGUUAAGCGUUUUAUUCCUGGAAUUUCUGCGCCUUGAUGUCAUUUGCAACGGUGUGUCCUCCAAGCCGUAAUGUGGUACACGAUGGCCAACGCCCAAAUAUCAUAUGAGCUUUCAGAACGAUUAAUACGAGCCAUCAGUAACUGGCAGACCUUUACAACAACUCCUGACAAUGACAUUGAGUAUCUGAUUGACCAGGGUGCAGAUGUGAAUCGUCUUCAUGGAACUCUUCUACCUCUCCACUGUGCCUGUAUGAUUCCGGACAUGGACACCCUUAAACUGCUGCUGGAGAAAGGUGCCCGGGUUAACGAUGUGGAUGGUUAUGAGCGAGCUGCUCUGCACUAUGCUGCGGAAAGAGAUGCCUUGAGUGUGGAAAUCCUGUUACAAAACGGUGCAGAUCUCAACGCCAGAGAUGGUAACCUUGACACUCCACUACAUUGGGCAGCAUUUAAAAAUAAUGUAGAUUGUGUAAAACUACUACUACAGAAUGGAGCACAUGUUGAUGCCCAAGACUUUAAUCUGGACACCCCUUUAAGUUGGGCUUCCAGGAAAGGGCAUUUUAAUGUUAUUAAAUUACUUUUAGAAUAUAAUGCGUCAGUAGACUUAAAGAAUCUACAUGGCGACACACCUUUAAUGAAAGCAGCUAUGAUACAAGUCAGUGGACUUAACACAGAUGCAGAUGAUGCAUGUCUAGAGCUGCUUCUUAAAGCCUCUGGACAAUUUGAUAUACGAUCAGAUAAUGGACAACUAUGGAGCAAGGUGGAACAGGACAAUAAGCUGAGAGAGAUGUUGAUUCCACUGUGUGAAAAUGUACGAACAUUACAGGAUAUAUCACGCCAUGCGCUUCGGCGAAAAUUAGGAUACAGAUUCCUGCCAAAUGUUAUACAUAAACUUCCUAUACCUCAACGACUUCGUGAAUUUGUCUUGCUGCAAAGAUGAAAAAUUAAAUCUUGACUGUCAAUUAAGUUAUAACAUGUUCUAUGCAUGUUCUUGUGGUACAACAAAUUUAAGAAGCAGUUAUUUGUCACAGUUAAAUCACUACAUGUACAUUUAUGUAUGUUCUAGAUCACAUGCAUAAGAAAAAUGCUCAGAGAACUGUGUCUAUGCUAAGAUAUUUUAAAACUUAGGAGAUCUCGGGUUUUAAUGGUAUAUUGAUUAAAACACGUUGUUAAGAGUAUGUAUUCUUGAUGUGUGAAGUGAUAUACAAAUUGACCAGUUAAUUUGGCAAUGUUUUGUUUAUCUUCAAAAUCCAAAAAUUGUGUUCCUGAUCAGUUCGCAACCCCUGGAAUUCCAAGGGUACAUUUUUUGUUACCGGGGGAGGUGUGGUGACCUUUGCCACUCACAACUUUAGAGAUGACCUUCAUCACUCACAACAAGAGGGAUGACCUUCAUCACUCUGAUUUAGAAGGAUGACCUUCAAAACACAAAAUAUAGGAUCUAUAAAUAUUUCAAUCGCUGCUAGUGAUGUAUUUGAUUUUACAGAGCAAUGCUUCAGUAAUAAUUCAACGAAAUUUUAAUUAACCUCAUUUCGAUUGUUCAACAUUUUCAACAUAUCAGGGUAAGUAUAAUUGUUUGUUUGCUUGCACCACCACCCCUAAAAGGUGGAUUGGUAAAUAUUCAAAUGUGUUCAAUGACAUACUAUAACAAAAUUAAUUUAUUUACACUGAAACUUUUUAAGUGAAAGGCUAGUAUUUAUUUUUAAAUCGAUAUUAUUGCGAUAUUUUAUAUAAAUAAUUCAGGUCAAUUUUUUCAAAUGGAAUGUAUAUGGUUAAUUUUUGACUUAUAAUUAGUUCAUUUUAAUGAAUAAGCCAAGUGAUAUUUGUAAUCAUUAAACUGAUUCACGCUGAUCAACAACAACCAGUUUGAAAAAGGCUAAUGACUGAAAGCAGUGUUGUUGAUCAAGGGAAGUGAUCUCUGUCAGUAUUUACAUGUAUUUAGUAAGAUAUUACAGGAUGAUGAUUUUAUCAUCUACAUUAGUAUGUAGUAAUAUAGUGUUGUUAAAGAACUCAGCGUUAUUGAUGGAGUACUGUGUAUUUCAAAGGUAAAAAUUCAAUUUCUUACUUACAAAUAUCUAUGUAUACUUAUGAAGUACAUGACUAUUAUGCAUACUUAUGAAAUACAUUAUAUGUUUACUUA
Molecule: messenger RNA, 2162 nt
Organism: Ylistrum balloti
Lineage: Eukaryota; Metazoa; Mollusca; Bivalvia; Pectinida; Pectinidae
Product: ankyrin repeat and SOCS box protein 8-like
Exons: 3
Coding region: 99-965 (288 amino acids)
Biological process (GO): intracellular signal transduction
Cellular component (GO): cytoplasm; nucleus
Molecular function (GO): protein binding
Source: RefSeq, a predicted model, not a curated record